Sporothrix brasiliensis 5110 is the source of this 1161-nucleotide messenger RNA. RefSeq names its product 37S ribosomal protein. Gene Ontology annotation, molecular function: structural constituent of ribosome. Gene Ontology annotation, biological process: mitochondrial translation. The transcript has 3 exons. Gene Ontology annotation, cellular component: mitochondrial small ribosomal subunit. Lineage: Eukaryota; Fungi; Ascomycota; Sordariomycetes; Ophiostomatales; Ophiostomataceae. Bases 1 to 1161 code for a protein of 386 amino acids. The record is from RefSeq and is a predicted model, not a curated record.
AUGGCGAGCGCUUCUUCCCGGUCGCUGCAGCUCGGCAUGCGCCGGUGCUGCGCAGCCGCUACGACAAAAUCAGCGACGACGACGACCUUUUCCCUAUCCUCCAGCAGACGAGCCGUGAGAGCAGCAGCCACAGCAGUCGCAACAUCACCUACGGAGAGGGCACGAUGCUUCUCGAGCACGGCGUGGCGCGGUGCUGACGACGAGGUGCGGUCGUCCAAGGGCCGCGAGCGGGAGCCUGAGCAGGCGCAGGGGCACAGGAGCUUUGAAGACAUGAUGCUGGCCGAUAAGGACGACGGUUUCAAGAAUCUCAGCCCACGGGAGAGGAUUGAGGCUGAGCGGGCGAUGACGGACCUGGAACAUGCGUUAUCCAUCGCGAGCCGCCCAGACCGGAAGGGAAGGGACCAGUUCUGGAACGAGGACGAGCCGGAACCGGAAAUGUUUCUAGAAGAAGGUCCCGAAGACGUGGACCACAGCGACGAAAUGACGAGCAUGGGCCACGGCAAGCUCGAGGAGAUCCGCGACCAGCGCCACCUGGCACGCAUCAUUGCAUGGGAGAUGCCUCUUUUGGCAAAGUUUGCAAAGCCGUUUGAGCCCCCGAGCAACCAGCAGCCCCUGCGUUUCCGUUACACUUCGUACAUGGGCGAGCUCCACCCGGCCGAGAAGAAGGUCGUGGUCGAGUUCUGCCCGUCCGACUUGGGCCUGACGACCGUCCAGGAGAACAAGCUCAUGAAGCUGGCCGGCGUGCGCUACAACCCGGAGACAAAGAUUGUGCGCAUCAGCUGCGAGAUGUUUGAGCACCAGGCGCAGAACAAGCGCUACCUGGGCGACCUGGUUGACCGACUGAUUGCCGAGGCCAAGGACCCUACAGACACCUUUGAAGACAUUCCGCUCGACACCCGCCACCACAAGUUCAAGUACAAGCCCAGCUUCCCCAAAGAGUGGCGCAUGACCGAGGAGCGCAAGAAGGAGCUCGAGGCGGCUCGUGCCCAGUCCUACCUGCUGGAUCAGACGAAGGCCGCCCAGGGCACGCUGAUCGAUGGCGUCCAGCGCAUCCAGGCUUCCCUGGCCGCGCCUGCACCUGCCCAGGGCGCCAUUGGCGACAAGGUCGCAGAACUUGCUCGGUUGCGGCCCGUUCAUCCCCAGACGCCACUCCAGCGAUAA